Zingiber officinale is the source of this 2924-nucleotide messenger RNA. RefSeq names its product receptor-like kinase TMK3. The coding region runs from base 248 to 2731 and encodes 827 amino acids. The record is from RefSeq and is a predicted model, not a curated record. Gene Ontology annotation, biological process: protein phosphorylation. Lineage: Eukaryota; Viridiplantae; Streptophyta; Magnoliopsida; Zingiberales; Zingiberaceae. The transcript is spliced from 3 exons. Gene Ontology annotation, molecular function: ATP binding; protein binding; protein kinase activity.
CGCUUCCCCCUUCCUUCCAAAUUCGUGUUGUUUCAGGGUUUUGGCUGAGAUCUAUAGGAUUCGACGGGCUGCCUGCGCAGUCUCUGCUACAGAAACUUCUCGUUCAUGCUCUCGUGGUGGAGCCGUGGAAGAUCAGAUUCUGACAUUGAAACUGCACCGCGCUUCUCGAUCUCGAUUCUUGGCGAUGGUUGCACCGUUCGAUAUUGAUUAUUGAGCGUCCUCGCGCCGCCUGCGCUCAAUCUACGGAAUGGGGCGGCGGAAUCCGAUGAGAAUCCUACUUCUGUGUCUUCUCCUCGCCGCUUUGGCGGCGGCCGCCCGCGGCACCACCGACUCGGGCGACUACGAGAUACUCGACGAGUUCCGCAAGGGUUUAACCAACGCAGAGCUUCUCGGCUGGCCCGAUGACAACCAGGAUCCAUGCGGCACCCAGCGGUGGCAAUUUGUCUUCUGCUCCGGCUCCCGCGUCACGCAGAUUCAAUCCAAGAACCUCGGAUUGAAUGGAUCUCUCCCCGCCGACUUCAACAAGCUCUCCAUGCUCGAAAACAUCGGCCUCCAGGGCAACCAACUGCAGGGGCCUCUUCCCACCUUCAGAGGGCUCUCCCGACUCCGAUUUGCCUUCCUUGGAUCCAACCAGUUCGACUCCAUUCCGGCCGACUUCUUCGUCGGCCUCGAUAGCUUGCAAGAGAUCAGUUUGGACAAUAACCCAUUGAACAAGAAGAGCACAGGGUGGAUUCUUCCGCCGGAUCUGGCCAACUCGGCUAUGCUCGUCAACUUGUCCUUGUCUAAUUGCAAUGUCAUCGGCCCGCUGCCUGAUUUCCUCGGCGACAUGCACUCCUUGAGCCUCCUCAGGCUGUCGUCCAACAGCCUCACCGGAAAGAUCCCGGCGAGCUUCUCGGACUUGCCGUUGCACACCCUGUGGCUCGACAACAACAAGCUGGUUGGAGAAGUUCCAUUUGACUUAGCAAAUUCGCCGAAGCUUCAAUCGUUGCAUUUGGGCAACAACGACUUCAUGGGGCCGAUUCCAAACGUGAGCUUCGUUGACUUCACAUAUUCCGGAAACUCAUUUUGCCAAUCCGUGCCUGGAGCUCCUUGCCCUCCGGAGGUUUCAGCACUCUUGGAUUUCCUUGACGGUGUUGGGUACCCGCAGAAUCUCCUGGUCUCUUGGUCUACGAACAAUUCUUGUACUGCUUUGGGCAUAACUUGUUCUGGUGGCAAAGUUUCUGUGAUCAACUUGCCAAACUAUCAUUUGAAUGGCACCAUUAGCCCUUCACUUGGGAACUUGGAUGCGCUUUCUCAGAUAUUUCUUCAAGGCAACAAUCUCACUGGCACAAUCCCUUCGAGCUUGACUAAGUUGAAAUCGUUGAAAUUGUUGAAUCUUUCUUCGAACAGUAUUUCACCUCCUUUUCCAGAGUUCUCCAGUGCAGUCACGGUUAUUCUUGAUGCCAAUAAAUCAUCUGUUACACCAGGCUCUUCAGGUGGUUCAUCUUCUUCCAGGUCAAAAACUUUGGUUAUUGUUGUUCCCAUUAUAGCAGCCAUCUUAGUUACUGUAAUCGUUAUUCUGUUUCUUUUUUACUCUAAGAAAUGGAAAAAGUAUAGCUCUCCACCAUUCAGCCUGGUUCCUCAUCCUAGAGAUUCUCCUGAUCCACAUGGACUAAUCAAAAUUGCAACUGCAAAUAAUGCCGAUAACAGAGCAGCUGAUAGAGAGCUGUUUAGAAUAAACAACAGUGACGACACAGAUGCACAUUUGAUUGAAGCAGGGAACUUGGUGAUAUCGAUCCAGGUUCUUCGUGCCGCUACCAGAAAUUUUGCCCCAGAGAAUGUGCUCGGCCGUGGAGGAUUUGGAAUUGUAUACAAGGGAGAGUUACAUGACGGAAAGAUGAUUGCAGUGAAGCGAACAGAAUCUUCAGUGGUGAGUAACAAAGCGUGGGACGAAUUCAAAGCCGAAAUUGCUGUUCUUUCAAGAGUCCGCCACCGUCAUUUGGUAUCAAUAUUGGGCUACUCCGCGGAAGAGAAUGAAAUGCUUCUUGUUUAUGAGUAUAUGCCCCAAGGGGCUUUAAGCAAGCAUCUUUUCCACUGGAAAAAGGAGAGGUUGGAGCCUUUGACGUGGAAGAAGAGGCUUAACAUUGCACUGGAUAUCGCUAGGGGACUUGAGUAUCUUCAUAGAUUUGCUAAUCAAUGCUUUAUUCACAGGGAUUUCAAGUCAUCUAAUAUACUUCUCAGCGAUGACUACAGGGCUAAAAUUUCAGAUUUCGGGCUAGCCAAACUUGCCCCUGAUGAAAAACACUCUCUUGCUACUAAACUUGCCGGAACUUUUGGGUAUUUAGCUCCAGAGUAUGCAACGACCGGGAAGGUUACAGUAAAGGUUGAUGUGUUCAGCUUUGGAAUAGUGCUGAUGGAGCUCUUGACUGGUUUGAUGGCUCUGGAUGAGACUCGUUCUGAACCAAGUCGAUACUUAUUGGCGUGGUUCCGUAGCAGGAUGAGUAUCAAGGAAAAUUUGAAGGAAAUAAUCGACCCAGUAAUUACACUUACAGAUGAUACCUUCGACAACAUUUGUAUCAUUGCUGAACUAGCAGGUCAGUGCGCUGCAGAAGACCCCCGCCGGCGGCCGGACAUGUGCCAUGCAGUGGGUGUACUCGCACCGCUUGUUGAGAAAUGGAAGCCUGAAGACGGCGACGAGGAUGAGUAUUGGGGGAUCGACAUAGGCAAGCAACUGAUGGAGAUUCCGGCGUAAGCUCGACAAUCAAUAUCAACACAGAGGGAAGCAUCCCUAAUGCGCCUGAUGGAUUGGAGGCAUAUCUUGAAGGCGGCAAGUAAAAAAACAGAGUACAGUGCUCUGCUUUCUUUGGGUUAGUUCGAGUUUUCUUAUAAAUGAUUCAUUUAUCAUGUCUGAUGGGAAUUAGUUUGUAAUUUUACUGCGUGAACAU